AUGUCCGGAAGUGCUUCUGUGCAUCCGCAGAGUCCUAUCGUAGCUGAUAACGCACUUGGGCAAUCAGCUUCGUCAUCCUCUACUCCCCUUAGCAAACGCCAGAAAAGAAAGUUAAAAUUGAAGGAAAAGUUGCAAGCCAUGGAGCAACUUAACACACUCAUCCACCGCCGCGGCGUUGCAAAAGGUAAGGUAACGAAAAUAUUCAAUACUUGCCAGUCCGACGACAAUACGCUUGUUCUGACUGAAGCACAAGUGAAGGUUUAUUCACGUAAGCUAGAAGCUGCUUACAAAGAGUAUCAGGCUAUACAUGAUCUGAUAAUGACGCUAGUUAGUGACGAUGAUCGUGAGUCGCAUGACGAACACUAUGAAACAUUCGAUAACCUCUACGACGAAGUAUCCAUAUUGCUCGAAGAGCAAAUUGCUAGAAUCAGUUGUGGUUCUCAAGUUGCAAACGUAAAUGCCAGUCAACUGCAUGCCGUAGCAGUUCCGCAGGCACCCGUUGUGGUCCAGCAGUCCCUCCGAAUGCCAAUUCCUACGUUCGAUGGCCGAUACGAAAGCUGGCCAAAAUUUAAGGCAAUGUUCAAGGAUUUAGUUGAUAAAACCCCCGACCCACCUGCUGUAAAACUUUACCACCUUGAUAAGUCAUUGGUGGGUGAUGCAGCCGGUUUAAUCGAUGCCAAAACCAUUAAUGAAGGCAACUAUGCUCAUGCCUGGAAGAUGCUAGAAGAAAGAUACGAGAAUAAGCGCCAUUCAAUUGAUACCCAUAUACACGGACUGCUCAACCUCAAGCGGAUGUCAAAAGAAAACCACAGUGAAUUGAGACACCUGGUGGAUGAGUGUUCCCGACACGUAGAAAGCCUCAAAUUCCUUCAGCAAGAGUUUACCGGGGUAUCCGAGCAGAUUGUUGUCCAUCUGCUAGCAAAUUCCUUGGAUAAGGAAACCAGAAGACGUUGGGAAUCAACCAUUGCUCAUGGCCAGUUACCAAAUUACGCUGAUACCCUAAAGUUUCUGAAAGAUCAAUGCUUCGUUUUAGAACGCUGUGAAGUAUCUAAGUUACCUCCAAGUCAGGCCAAAACAUUAGCACCAGCUAAAUCGAAUUACCAAAAAUCUUUAGCACUCACGUCCAGCGAAGUAGAGGUUAAGUGCGACUUUUGCGGAAAAGGACAUCCAAAUUUUACCUGUUCCGAGUUUAAGUCACUUUCCGUACCGCAACGAUUAAAGAAGGUACGCGAGAAAAACGUUUGCUUCAAUUGUUUAAGAAAAGGUCAUCACAGUAGUAAUUGCCAAUCUGCCAAAUUCUGCACAAAGUGCAAACGUCGCCAUCAUAGUCUGCUCCAUUUAGAGGAGCAGCGAUCAGCAAACGAACAGGAACCAUCACCUAAACCAGAACUCCCUGCUCAGCAGGAAAAAGAGCAGCAGCCUCCACAAGUAACUAGCGCCACCUGCUCAUCCGUGAAAACUAGACCGCUGCAGCAAGUAUUAUUGCUGACAGCUGUAGUGGAUGUCAUCGAUAAAAAUAACAACCCCCGCCCCUGCAGAGUUUUACUUGAUUCAGCCUCCCAAGCAAACUUAGUGUCCCGAACAAUGAUGGAAAAAUUAGGCUUGAAGCAGAAUCCAUCCAAUAUAGUAGUGGCAGGCAUUAACAACAUAAAGAGCCGUUCGUUGGGUAGUUGCGUCCUCAAAAUCCGUUCCAGGUACUCUAAUUUUGAAGCCAACGUCAGUUGCUUGAUCACGGAUUUGGUUACGGCAGACUUGCCAUCUUCAAGCGUGGACAUAAGUGCCAUGAAUUUGCCGUCCGGAGUACGUCUUGCAGAUCCACAAUUUUAUCAGAGUGGAAAAAUCGAUUUGUUGCUAGGAAACCAAUGGUUCCUCAAGUUACUGCUACCAGGUGAAAUUAUAUUGGCUGAUAAUUACCCUAUUCUACGAGAAACAAUGCUCGGCUGGGUCGUUGGUGGUUGCUGCGAUGUGAAUACGACAGCAGAACAGACAGUUCACUCACACUCCGUCACGGUGGAUGAUUUGAAUUCGUUGAUACAACGUUUUUGGGAGGUGGAAGAGGUGCAUUCUGCUUCUAAGGUUUGCACUGAAGAGCAAGAAUGUGAACUACAUUUCCAAGCCACACAUCGUCGUGAUGCAACGGGUAGAUACGUAGUUCAACUGCCACUCCGCAACACGCUGGAUGAACUUGGUGACUCCAGACAAGUGGCCUUGAGAAGAUUUUAUGCUUUGGAAAAAAGACUUGCUCAGCAACCAGAAUUAAAGCAACAGUAUACAGAAUUCAUGGCUGAAUAUGAGGACCUUGGUCACUGUAAAGAAAUAGACGAAAAUAAGGACAUGCCGGGUAUUGGGAAAUGGUACCUACCUCACCAUGCCGUUUUAAAACCGUCGAAUACUACCACCAAAUGUCGGGUAGUGUUUGAUGCUUCAGCUAAGGUCUCUGGACGCUCCCUCAACGAUGUUUUAAAGGUAGGUGCUAUUAACCAGAGCGACCUGCAAUCCAUAGUCCUUCGUUUCCGUGAGCCAUGUUAUGUUUUGUCUGCCGACAUUACAAAGAUGUAUCGGCAAAUUAUCGUCGACGAGUGUCACACACCGUUACAACGUGUGUUCUGGAGAAUUGAUCCAUCGUGUCGCCUUCGUGUGCUUGAGCUGACAACCGUCACUUAUGGCACUGCAUCCGCUCCGUUUUUGGCUACAAGAGCUCUGCUACAGUUGGCAAUCGACGAGAGAGCCAAAUAUCCUAUGGCUGCUGACAUCAUCGAGAAGGAUUGCUACGUAGACAACGCAUUAUUCGGUUUCAAUGAUCUCAGCACGGCGUCCGCAGCACAAGAGCAGUUGGUCCAGCUGUUGUCCGCCGGUGGCUUUCACCUACAUAAGUGGUCGUCGAAUAGUCCCAAACUUUUGGAAAAGAUCCCUCAAUGUGACCGUGAGGAACUCGUCUGUAUCGGCGCAGAAGAAGCAAUCAAAACGUUGGGUUUGAUGUGGAACCCGGCGUCGGAUGAAUUAAUAUUUUCUUCGGCACCAUCGGAUGAUAAAAAGACGCCUACAAAGAGACACCUCUUGUCGGUAAUCGCACGUAUGUACGAUCCGCUUGGCUUAGUGGCACCGGUCAUCGUGAUCGGAAAACUCUUGAUGCACAGAAUCUGGAAAGCAAAACUGAAUUGGGAUGAAAGUAUCACCGUGCCAAAGGAUGUACUUACCAUCCCUCGUAAAGAAUUGCUUGCUGCCGGUUUGUUAGUCCGGUUGGUGAAGAAAAUCCUCUCCGCACUAAACACUGCAUUCAACGAAAUAAUUUUAUGGUCUGACAGCCAAAUCGUGCUUGCUUGGUUGCAGAAAAAUCACAGUCAACUAGAUUUGUACGUUUCAAAUCGUGUGCGUGAAAUUAAAGAGAGCGGUGAACAAUUUCGAUGGAAGUAUGUUAAUACGAAUGAAAAUCCUGCAGACUUGGUGUCUCGUGGUCAAUCUGCUGAUAAGCUAUUAAGUAAUGACCUUUGGUGGAACGGCCCGAGAUUUUUACGAGACGAGAUGUACGAAAUAGAUUCUCCAGAGAAGUUAGCUGAUGAAGAUAUUCCCGAAUUGAAAUGUGUGUCCGCUGUACAAGCAGUGGUUAAUAUGGAUGUUCUACCAAUUUUCUUCAAAUAUGAAUCGUUUAGAAAACUGCAACGAGUGUUGGCGUACAUAUUGCGGUUUUAUAAAAACUGCAGAGAAAAGGUUAAGAUGAAUCGUGUUAUUCAGCGAUAUCCUACAGUGGAGGAACUGCGGUCGGCAAUGACUACCAUAGUUCGUGUGUUACAAUUUCAAAGUCUAGCUGAUGAAAUUGAAAGAGUGAAGGCAGGUAAGCCUUGCAAGCGGAUUGGAAACUUAUGUCCAAUAAUUGAUAACGGGCUGUUGAGAGUGGGUGGUAGAUUACGUCAUUCGAGUUUGACUGAUGAAGGUAAACACCAGUUAAUUUUACCUGGUCAUAAUAUGGUGGUUCAAAAUUUUAUAAUGGCUAUUCAUCGUGAGAAUCUCCAUGUGGGCCCAUCUGCUCUUAUGGCUAUUGUGCGUAGACAGUUCUGGGUUCUGAAUUCACGAUCCACUUUUCGCAAAGUGACCAGAAAUUGCGUCACGUGUUUCAAGUGCAAACCAAUAACUGCCAAUCAAUUCAUGGGUGACCUGCCUGCAAGUCGGUGUGAUAGAGCUCCAGCGUUCCAAAAGGUGGGUGUUGAUUUUGCCGGACCCAUUUUUAUAAAGCAAACAGGUCGUAAGACUGCUCCCGUCAAGGGCUACAUAUGUGUAUUUGUGUGUCUGGUGACAAAGGGGAUUCAUCUCGAGGCCGUAGAGAACCUUUCAACCGAGGCGUUUAUGAGUGCAUUGGUUCGGUUUGUUUCUCGACGUGGACUUCCCGAGGAUGUGUAUUCUGACCAUGGAACAAAUUUUGUCGGAGCAAAACAUGAGCUGCAUGAAUUAUAUGAACUUUUUAGGCAGCAACUAACUGAGAAGAAAAUUUUUGAAUUUUGUCAUUCUCGUCAAAUUCGUUGGAGAAUGAUUCCGCCGAAUGCACCACACAUGGGUGGGCUAUGGGAAGCAGGCGUGAAAAGCACUAAGACGAUUUUGAGGAAGGUGUGUCAGUCAGCUUUAUUAACAAUGAGUGAGUUUUCGACUUUACUGUGCCAAAUCGAAGCACUUUUGAACUCAAGACCCUUAUAUGCUUCAUCUGACGACCCGGCAGAUUUGGAACCUCUCACUCCGGGUCAUUUUCUAAUUGACCGACCAUUGAAUGCAAUUCCUGAGCCAACAUAUGAUGAAAUCCCCAGCAACCGCCUCUCUCGUUGGCAAUAUGUACAACAUCUUAGGGAGAUGUUUUGGAAACGCUGGUCCCGUGAAUAUUUAGUGGAAUUACAAGUCCGAGGCAAAUGGACUCGUAAGCAUGCCAACCUUCGAAAGGGAAUGAUUGUGCUCAUUAAAGAAGACAAUCUGCCUCCGCAACUCUGGAAGAUGGGAAAGGUGGAAAAUACUUAUCCGGGAUUAGACAACAUGGUGAGGACGGUGGAACUGCGAACCAAGGCUGGUUUACUGAUGCGACCAAUACAUAAACUUGCUCCACUGCCAAUUUUGGAUAAUCUACAAGCUUCCGAGACUGAAAUCGACGAAUCCCGGGGGGAGAAUGUUCGAGCCAACCGGUUCAGCUCGAUGUAA
Messenger RNA from Wyeomyia smithii (pitcher-plant mosquito), 5175 nucleotides. RefSeq lists its product as uncharacterized. The transcript is spliced from 2 exons. The record is from RefSeq and is a predicted model, not a curated record. Bases 1 to 5175 code for a protein of 1724 amino acids. NCBI's taxonomy places the organism in Eukaryota, Metazoa, Arthropoda, Insecta, Diptera, Culicidae. Gene Ontology annotation, biological process: DNA integration. Gene Ontology annotation, molecular function: zinc ion binding; nucleic acid binding.